This is a messenger RNA of Dermacentor andersoni, 261 nucleotides long. The record is from RefSeq and is a predicted model, not a curated record. Lineage: Eukaryota; Metazoa; Arthropoda; Arachnida; Ixodida; Ixodidae.
AUGGGGGUGAGGCAGGAGUCAGUGCACGUAAGCAUCGACAGCGGUGCAUCGGAAUGCGAGGGCCGCGAGCGGAGACAGAGACUCAGACGGAGACAGAGACUCAGACGGAGACAGAGACUCAGACGGAGACAGAGACUCAGACGGAGAAGACGCAGACGGAGACAGAGACGCAGACGGAGACAGAGACGCAGACGGAGACAGAGACGCAGACGGAGACAGAGACAGCUGACCCCGCAGCUAGCUGCCGCGUCCGUCUAUUGA